This is a messenger RNA of Diabrotica virgifera virgifera (western corn rootworm), 368 nucleotides long. RefSeq names its product cytochrome P450 9e2-like. The record is from RefSeq and is a predicted model, not a curated record. The transcript has a single exon. Gene Ontology annotation, molecular function: monooxygenase activity; oxidoreductase activity, acting on paired donors, with incorporation or reduction of molecular oxygen; heme binding. NCBI's taxonomy places the organism in Eukaryota, Metazoa, Arthropoda, Insecta, Coleoptera, Chrysomelidae. Bases 66 to 353 code for a protein of 95 amino acids.
GACAAAAAUGGAAGGACUUACGGGCCGUCCUCACUCCAUCAUUUACUGCCAACAAACUUAAAACAAUGUAUCAUUUGAUAACGGAAUGCGGUGAGACUUUUACCAAUUUCUUUUUAAAAAAGAACCAAGAUUCAAUGGAAAUUGAGAUGAAAGAUGUUUUUCUGCGGUACUGUAACGAUGUAAUUACUUCGAUAGCUUUUGGAAUCAAAAUGGAUUCAUUACUAGAACCUGACAAUGAAUUCUUUUUAACGGCAAAAACUGCUACUAAUUUUAAUGGAUUUUGGGUCAACGUUAGACUGUUGGCUACUUUGAUUUUUCCUAAAAUAUGUACGGUAAGUGGAAAACUUGAAUAACGCCAAAAAAAUACC